Molecule: messenger RNA, 969 nt
Organism: Cyphellophora attinorum
Lineage: Eukaryota; Fungi; Ascomycota; Eurotiomycetes; Chaetothyriales; Cyphellophoraceae
Exons: 3
Coding region: 1-969 (322 amino acids)
Source: RefSeq, a predicted model, not a curated record
AUGGCGCCUAGCACACGAGCGCUUUUCCGGACGUAUUCGCUGCGCAAGUAUAGAGGCUUCCAUCGCUUUCUCGACCUUCCGCAAGAGAUUCGAUUGAUGACGUACAACCACAUCUUCAACAACUCGAUCAUCACAUACGAAAAGAGUCCUGUUACGCAGUCGCGACCAGCGGAACCCAGUCGUCCUUCGCACGUCACUGACCAUCGCAACAUCCUUAUGACAUGUAAGAGCAUUCGUCGGGAAGGUCUCUAUAUCUACUAUGCGGUGUCUGAGCUAUACCUGAAGCCUGCGAGAGAACUCCGAUACCUCCCCGCAUCGUACUGUUGGGAUGUGUCGAUUGACUACCAGAUUCUGCCUCUACUACUGCGGCGCUUCUGCCAGCAUCUCACUGUGCCAGUACGGUCCAAAUGGCAAUUUCCUGGACUCUGCCAAGUCUUUCCACAGCUCGCCAUGUUGAAUUUGGCAACAGAUCUCAUCGUAAACCUGGAGAAGGAUCAUCUGGACAUGCCCCUUCAAUCAGCCUUCUGGCACAUCUACGACAAGGGUUUCUCAGUAAGCUGGAAUGUAGGAGAGUACAGCAUCGAUCCGGCGGAAAUCGAAGCGAAGACAUUGCAAUUGUACAGCCAAGAGAAGCGGGUCACAGUCUAUUCAACCUUUUGGGUCAAGGAGGAUAUGAUGGCACCGACUUACAGCAGAGUCAACAUUGGGGUCUAUGCGAACCUUAGCACCAGAGAGAUCUUGCGAUGCACUCCGAAAUUGGAUACUGACACCCUCGUCAUAGAUCUGUUACCGCUGAAUUCGGCCGAGGUUCAAGCGCGAGGAUCUCGAAGAGCUCGAGAAACGGACCGGACGCGCCCCAAAUUCGGUAGUUACGUUGCGUCCUUGUUGUCUUGCCACGAGACUGAUUCGCAUCUCUCCAGCUUCGUCAAUCGGUUCGUCGACGCCGGACUACACCCAUCUGAGGUAUGA